Ceratina calcarata is the source of this 1157-nucleotide messenger RNA. It is a transcript of the gene VhaAC39-1, whose product is annotated as V-type proton ATPase subunit VhaAC39-1. Lineage: Eukaryota; Metazoa; Arthropoda; Insecta; Hymenoptera; Apidae. The transcript is spliced from 5 exons. Gene Ontology annotation, cellular component: proton-transporting V-type ATPase, V0 domain. Gene Ontology annotation, biological process: proton transmembrane transport. The coding region runs from base 114 to 1157 and encodes 347 amino acids. Gene Ontology annotation, molecular function: proton-transporting ATPase activity, rotational mechanism. The record is from RefSeq and is a predicted model, not a curated record.
UUCUCGCGAGACAGUCAUAUGAUCGACUGUGAUCGACACGAAAAAGGGCGAGUCCGAUUUAGACAUUGACGGGUCCGUAUUUCGAGUAGUGCGUUUGUUAGAAACCGCCCGAGAUGAAGGGUUGCAUGUUCAACAUCGACGGAGGAUAUUUAGAAGGCCUCUGCCGAGGGUUUAAAUGCGGGAUCCUCCAGCAAAGUGACUAUCUCAAUCUCGUACAAUGCGAGACUCUCGAAGAUCUAAAAUUGCAUUUGGCCGGCACCGAUUACGGUAGCUUCUUAGCUAACGAACCGUCGCCACUCUCUGUCAGUGUGAUUGACGAUAAACUGAGGGAAAAGCUGGUUGUUGAAUUUCAACAUAUGCGUAAUCAUUCUGUAGAGCCUCUGUCGCAGUUCUUAGACUUUAUUACGUACAGUUAUAUGAUCGAUAAUAUCAUCUUGUUAAUUACUGGGACUCUGCAUCAAAGGCCGAUCUCAGAAUUGAUUCCUAAGUGUCAUCCUCUUGGCAGCUUCGAACAAAUGGAAGCUAUUCAUGUAGCGACUACCCCAGCUGAACUUUACAACGCAGUACUAGUAGAUACUCCUCUAGCGCCGUUCUUCGUGGAUUGUAUCUCUGAACAAGAUUUGAACGAGAUGAACAUUGAGAUAAUCAGGAACACAUUAUACAAAGCUUAUCUGGAAGCGUUUUAUAAAUUCUGUAAAGAAAUUGGUGGGACAACUGCUGACACCAUGUGCGAAAUACUUGCGUUCGAAGCUGACAGACGAGCAAUUAUUAUAACUAUUAAUUCUUUUGGAACCGAACUGGGUAAAGACGAUAGAGCGAAAUUAUAUCCACGUUGUGGAAAAUUAAACCCUGACGGGCUAGCAGCUCUGGCGAGAGCUGACGAUUACGAACAAGUGAAAGCUGUAGCAGAAUAUUUUGUCGUAAGUGUACUCUUUAGAAUUGAGAAUCAAAGUUCCUGUCGAGAAUAUGUUUAUAUUUAUAAUUCGAAGGUGCAGGUUCGUUUGAACGUUCACGCGUUCCUCCAACAAUUCCACUUUGGAGUGUUUUACAGUUAUCUUAAAUUGAAGGAACAGGAAUGUCGCAAUAUCGUCUGGAUAGCGGAAUGCGUCGCGCAAAAGCACCGUGCUAAAAUAGAUAAUUACAUUCCCAUUUUUUAA